UAUAUGUCGCUGGUUUUUUUCUCUCUCACGAGAAUAUCUCUGAAACAGGCAAGUGGAUGGUAUCAUAAUAAUGAUAUCUUCUCCAGAUCCAGUAGCAUAUAAGGUGUCGGUAAACCAAAUCUGAAGCACAGAUAGCAGGAGAGAUGGAGUGUAUCUUCAGCUGGGUUGUUUGGUCGAGUGCUUUUUUCUUCUUGGUAACUUUGAUUCUUCUACUGAAAGGUAAGGAGUCUAAAAACCCUAGACGGAAACCACCGGGGCCUUCAGGCUUGCCAAUCGUUGGCAACAUCUUUGAUCUUGGCACAAUUCCACACCAAACCCUUUACAAUCUCAUACCUAAUUACGGGCCUAUACUUUGGUUAAAGCUUGGAUCUGUCAACACCUUGGCUAUACAAUCUGCAAAGGCUGCCACUGAGUUCUUCAAAAAUCACGACCAUAUCUUUUGCGACCGCAAGUGUCCGAUUGCAGUUACAUCUCAUAACUACAAUCAGGGAUCGCUUGCAAUUGGCCAAUAUGGUGCCUACUGGCGCAUCCUUCGACGUAUUUGCUCAAUGGAGCUCUUAAUAAACAGGAGAAUCAACGACACUACUCACAUUCGGCGAAAGUGCAUAGACAACAUGUUACAGUUUAUCGAGGAAGAUGUUGCCGCAGCACAAGCGAGGGGAGAAUCAGGAGAGCUAAAUUUGGUUCAUUACCUCUUCGUUAUGGCAUUCAACAUAAUAGGCAACCUUACGUUGUCCCGGGAUCUUCUAAACUCACACUCCACAGAAGGGGAGGAGUUCUUCGCUGCGAUGAGCAAGGUCAUGGAGUGGGCUGGAGCGCCAAAUCUGGCAGAUUUCUUCCCAUUCCUGCAAAGAUUGGAUCCUCAGGGAAUCAAAAAGGGCAUGGACCGCGACAUGGGACGGGCCAUGCACAUAAUUGCUGGGUUGGUGAAAGAGAGGACGGUCAAGGAUAAUAAAAUGACCAAAGAAAAGAGGAUAAAUGACUUCCUCGACGCAGUGUUAGAGUAUGAAAGUGUUGGAAAAGAAGGACCUGACAAAAUCUCAAAUCAGAAUGUGAUCAUAAUCAUACUGGAAAUGUUUUUUGCUGGAUCAGAGACUACAAGCAGCACGCUCGAAUGGGCUAUGACAGAGCUACUCCGCAACCCUGAAUCAAUGAGAAAGAUCAAGGAGGAGCUUGAUCGGAUUGUGGGGCGAAACAGGAAGGUUGAAGAGACAGAUAUAAAUGAACUUCCUUACUUAAAGGCUGUGGUGAAGGAGACACUAAGGUUACAUCCGCCAAUUCCAUUGCUGCUUCCAAGAAAUUCAAUGCAAGAAACUGAAUUCAGUGGAUAUCAUAUACCAAAAGAUACUCAAAUUUUCGUGAAUGCAUGGGCCAUAGGAAGAGAUCCGGAAUGUUGGGUGGAACCCUUGUGUUUUAAGCCUGAGAGGUUUCUGGGAUCAAACAUUGACUACAAGGGACAAAAUUAUGAAUUGAUUCCAUUUGGAUCUGGGCGUAGAAUUUGCGUUGGGAUGUCAUUAGCUGAUCGAAUACUUCAUCUAACUAUUGCUUCUUUAAUUCACACUUUUGAGUGGGAGCUGGGCGGCAAUAUUACACCCCAGACUCUUGACAUGAGUGAGAGGAUGGGGAUAACUGUUCGGAAGCGUAUACCCUUGAAGGUAGUACUAAAGAAGUGUGUCAUUUGAAAACGAUUGCUAUCGCAAAUAAAUUCGACUUGUUAUAAAGAAUAAAGAUGUGUUUUGUAAUUUGGUUGAAAUUAUGUUUUCUAAUGUUAUCAUUUGUAAGCUUUCAGAUUUUGUACUUACUAUGAAACCCUGUUUUAUAAAGAAUAUCUUUGUCCUA
Mangifera indica (mango) is the source of this 1839-nucleotide messenger RNA. RefSeq names its product iridoid oxidase-like. The transcript has 2 exons. The record is from RefSeq and is a predicted model, not a curated record. The coding region runs from base 144 to 1682 and encodes 512 amino acids. Gene Ontology annotation, molecular function: monooxygenase activity; oxidoreductase activity, acting on paired donors, with incorporation or reduction of molecular oxygen; heme binding. Lineage: Eukaryota; Viridiplantae; Streptophyta; Magnoliopsida; Sapindales; Anacardiaceae.